This is a messenger RNA of Clupea harengus (Atlantic herring), 762 nucleotides long. It is a transcript of the gene ss18l2, whose product is annotated as ss18, like 2. NCBI's taxonomy places the organism in Eukaryota, Metazoa, Chordata, Actinopteri, Clupeiformes, Clupeidae. The record is from RefSeq and is a predicted model, not a curated record.
AUGGCGUCAUUUGGACAUGCGCAAAGGCAGUGGUUCUGUUCUCGCUAAAAUGAGGGACGUUGUCCCAUUGUUGUGUAGCAUAGUUUACAUAGCGAGAUCAUCACAAGGCUGAAAUGCAGAUAGUACUCCGAUAUUUUCAAUAUUUAUUUCUUCACAUGUAUUUGAGGGGCGAACUGUACGAACAACCUGAUUGCUGGUAAAUUACCGUGCAAACAUGCAUGACUAAAGCGUUUGUGAUAACAUUUACGUUAUAUGUAGCUAGCCAGCUAACUUAGCUAGCGUGUUGGUUCGCUGGCCAGCAAGGCAUAUUCCUCUGUAGCUCGUGGCUUGUAACGCUAAUCUUGUAAAUUACCUAACACACCCAAGCAAAGAAACAAGCUACCAACGGUUGGCCUGCUUGCCGUGACAAAAUGUCCGUAGUUUUCGUUCCGAAGAGACAACGUGGGAAAGCAGAAAUUAACCAGGAAGUUAUUCAACGGUUGCUUGACGAAAACGAUCAGUUGGUGAGAUGCAUUGCGGAAUACAUGCAGAGGGGGCGCGCGACCGAAUGUGUUCAAUAUCAACAGAUUUUGCAUCGCAACAUUGUGUAUCUCGGGACCAUAGCUGACGCUAGUCCUGACAUCCCUCCAACCACACAGACUCUACAAAAAAAUGGGGAAUGACCAGGACAGGAGUCAAGUGAUGGGCGUUGUUGUCUGGUUGCGACCAUACACUGUGUGAAUGUGUGCCACUCUUUUCAAUAAAUGCUUUUAUAUAUUUUUA